Molecule: messenger RNA, 4489 nt
Organism: Neopsephotus bourkii (Bourke's parrot)
Lineage: Eukaryota; Metazoa; Chordata; Aves; Psittaciformes; Psittacidae
Gene: MPO
Product: myeloperoxidase
Exons: 14
Coding region: 2186-4465 (759 amino acids)
Biological process (GO): response to oxidative stress
Molecular function (GO): peroxidase activity; heme binding
Source: RefSeq, a predicted model, not a curated record
CACACUGUUCUGUAAAUCUGCAGUGGUUCUUCAAUGCCACUGUGCGUGUGGCAAGGACAGGCUUGGCUUGCACAGGCUGUUGCCUCUCAGGAUUAUGUAAAUAAUCCACAGUUUUAAAUAUAGAAAAAAUAUGCCAGGAAGGAGCUUUGUAUAUUUGAAGUUGUACCUAAAAUAAGUCCUUAAUCACUGUUAGCCUUGAGAUAUUGUGGUUCACACCUGUAUUUUACUAGCAUCAGUGUAUCUGUGUUGUGAGAAUGAGUGCUGAAAAAGCUUGCGGGAAAAUCAAAGCUGUGUCGAACAGCAAAUGCUGCUUUUUGCCAUUAAGAUGGGAGAUAAGGAGCAUAAUAAUCUAUGCGUUGUUACAGGUACGCUAGAGUUUACAGGUGAAGAUCUGCAGCCUGAACAGUAAUACCAAGAAGUAAUGUCAGUAAUACCAAGAGCCUGAAGGAGGAGAAAUACACAGCUUCUACACUCAAGACAAAGAAGAGAUCUGACGGAGGAAUCUGCUGCUUGGUUGGCAGCUAUCAUGUACACUUAGCUGAAUGAACAUCAGCCUUGGUGGGCAGGAUACCUGGUUUCUCCUGAAGCUCAAAAGAUUGCACAAGGAUACCAUAAUCCCUAGCUAGAGGUGACAUAAGGCAGCCUGCCUGUGCACACGUGCAAGCCCUGUGUGCCACACUUACACCCAGACACAAGUGAUUGUCAGUAUACAUGUAAUGUUAAUUCAAAGUCUGCAUGGCCGCUGACUCCACUCUUGGGAGCAGCAUUGGGCCACCUGUAAGUAGCAGCACAAACCCUCAAGGGUAGAUGUUGUACCUGUACCAAGAGCAAACGGGGAUUACCAGGCUGUCACUGAGACACUAAAGCAAUUGCAAUGAUAUGUGUCACAAAGACAAAAGAAAUAGCAAACCCACGCUUCAGUUACCUGGACUUCAGCUCAGGUACAUUUUGGGGGCAGAAAGCUGGACGGACGAGGUCGGGCACUUGCCAGGCUGAGCAGAGCCCCUCUGAUACUAGUCUCAGCUUCUGCUUUGGUGCUGGAAUUUCUCCUGAAGGGAAAAAUAUUGGCAUUGUAUUUUCAGCUUCUGAAAAUGUGACCUUCACAAAUGUUCAGGUUUUUUUCUUUUUCUUUUUCUUUUUUUUUGUGAUAAAAUUGAAAACCAGACAUGUUUGUUAGCAGUUUGCUUUCUCCUAUUUUCUUUUUAUUUAUUUUGGCUUAAUAAGAACUGUGAAAAUAUUUAAACAGUAGGAAGGAUUGGCUGCCUAAUUCUGUGAGAUUUACAUGGCUGGUUGUCAGUAAGAAUUCAGCAUUGUCUUUUGUGAUCAGCCUGACUGAUGUUCUAAGAACUGAACCAUUUCCACUACCUUCCCAUCUGUCCAUUGAAGUGCAGCUCUUUUCCCUGCUGUAUAGCUGUUGGAAUCCAUGCCAAAGGGCUUGACUGGACCAACACAUUGUUCCUUUCUAGACAUUUCAGGAUGCAAUCUCCCACUUCGCACUUCAGACCCAUUCUUAUUUGCACAGGUAUAACCUUGUGAUUGUCCAUAUUACUAUGCAUUGGAUUUUACUGGAGACAGCUCGAGCCUGCUCUGUGCAACUGCGUUGUUCUUUGUCCAAUCUUUGCAUUCCACAGUGAUCAGCAUUUGAUUAAAAUGCAUUUCACUGAUGAUCUGACUAUUUUUAACUACACAAACCAUCUCACUAAGCAGUUUUAAAUUAAGCACAACUUUGGUUCUCCUGGAUGCAAGUUUUGGCAGAUCCACCAUUCAGAGAUGCUGUAUUUGUACCUUGGUAUACUCCAUAAAUACAUGUUGGCAAAAUGACCCAUUUCUGGCUUCCCAAACCAUCAGAGACAUCAACCAAUGGGGAAAAGGAAGCUAAACUCCACCAUCAUCUUUCACCAUCAUGAAAUUAAGAUGACCUCUUUGACUUGCAGAAAAGAAAUGUAUGCCUUUUUUUUUCCCCUUUUUCUUGAUUUGUCAAGUUAAGUCAAUAUUUACUCAGACGGAAUGGAGAAUUGUGCACCUUUCUGUUUAAUCCAGGAAAGCAAACCUGCAGAUAUUUCCUCUUGGCUCAAUCUGGUCAUAGUUUCUCCUUUCUUGGCUCCACCCAGGUCAGACCAGGAUAAUUUUUGCCCUGGUCCUAUAAAGGACUGGCUUGUUUCCCAGUCCUUCCAGCUCUGCAGAGAUGGCAGGCUUAAACCCAAGAAUGACUCUCUUAGGAUCCAUCAUCACACUCUACUUAGUCGGGGCAACGGACAGCUCAUUAAAUAAAGAGGACUCUGAGGUGCUGUCAGACUCAUCUCUUCUGAGCAGCAUUAGUGAAGCCAGGCAGCUGGUAGACACAGCGUAUUUACAUGCCCGGAAAAGCUUAAAGAGAAAACUAGAGGAAAAGGUUGCCAACCCAAUGGAUUUCCUGAAGCAUUUAAAGGACCCAGUAGGAAGAACCAGAUCUGCAGUCCGUGCUGCUGAUUACUUGGAAACCACUUUGAAACUCCUCAAAAUAAAGCUGCAUCUCUCUGGGAAACUGAGAUUCAACAUUACAGACCUACUAGACAGAAAACAGAAGGAGGUGAUUUCCAAAGAAACUGGCUGUGACUAUCAGAUUCGUUCCAUUAAAUGCCCAAAAAAUGAUGUUUACCGGACCAUCACUGGGGAGUGCAACAACAGAAAGCAUUCUCAUCUGGGGUCUUCGAACCGUGCGUUUGCUCGCUGGCUCCCAGCAGUGUAUGAGGAUGGAGUGUCUGUUCCCAGAGGAGCAAGUGAAGGAAAACUCUAUAAUGGAUUUCCACUCCCACUGGUUCGAAAAGUGUCAAAUGAAAUUGCUCACACAGGCAAUGAGAACAUCACUCAGGAUCAAGAGCUCUCUCUUGUCUUCAUGCACUGGGGCCAGUGGGUGAACCACGACAUAGACUUAGCCCCUUCCAGUGGUGCAGGAGUGAGCCCAGAGCUUCGCUGUGAGACUGACUGUACCUUCAAGUCUCCCUGCUUCCCGAUUAAGUUUCCCCCCGAUGACCCCCGGAUGCCAAGCUCACACUCCUGCAUGCCAUUCAUUCAGUCAGCAUCUGUGUGCAACCCCAGGACGUUCACUCGUGAGCAGAUCAACGCCGUCAGUUCAUUCAUUGAUGCCAGCACAGUGUACGGCAGUGAGGACUCUGUGGCAAAGAGCAUCAGAAAUCAGACAAACCAGCUGGGUUUGUUGGCUGUGAACCAGAAUUUUACUGAUGCAGGGCUGGAAUUUCUGCCCUUUGAGAACAAAACAAAAAGUGUUUGUGUUCUCACCAAUGAGAGCAUGAACAUCCCCUGUUUUAAAGCAGGUGACAAACGGGUAACUGAAAACCUGGGACUUUCUGCACUGCACACUGUCUUCUUACGAGAACACAAUCGCCUGGUUACAGAGCUGAGCAAAUUAAAUCCUCACUGGGAUGGAGAAAAGCUUUACCAAGAGAGUCGAAAGAUUGUAAUUGCCAUAAACCAGAUAAUAACAUACAGAGAUUACCUCCGACUUCUGCUUGGGGAGGAGACCAGCAAGUGGAUCCCUUCGUACAGUGGCUACAAUGAGAAUGUGGAUCCUACAGUCUCGAAUGUUUUUUCUCUGGCUUUCCGAUUCGGUCAUACAUCAGUACAGCCUUUUGUAUCCCGUUUGGAUGACAGUUUUCAGCCUCUGGGUUCAUUCUCCCAUGUUCCUCUUCAUUUGACCUUUUGCGCUACAUGGAGAAUUAUAAUGGAAGGUGGCAUUGACCCACUGGUAAGGGGCAUGGUAGCUGAUCAUGCAAAACUGAUGAAACAGAAUCAACUGCUGAUUGAGGAGCUCCAGAACCACCUUUUUGAACAGACAGAGAUAAUGGGUCUGGAUCUCGCAGCCCUGAACAUGCAACGGGGAAGAGACCAUGGCCUUCCAGGUUACAAUGCCUGGAGGCGCUUCUGUGGGCUCUCCCAGCCUCAAAACUUAGAUGAAUUCUCUGAGGUGCUGGGCAAUUCCAAACUGGCGAAAAAGUUCAUGGACUUGUAUGGGACACCGGACAAUAUUGACCUCUGGAUUGGGGCAAUCGCAGAGCCCUUUGUUCCGCAAGGCAGAGUUGGACCCCUCCUGGCCUGCAUCCUUGGUACCCAGUUCAGGAACCUGCGUGAUGGGGACCGAUUCUGGUGGGAGAACCCAGGAGUUUUCACUCCGCAGCAGUUGCAUGCACUGAGAAGCAUCUCGCUGUCAACAGUGAUCUGUGACAAUACUCAUAUCAAAAAGAUACCCAGGGAUGUGUUCAAGACCAACAGUUAUCCUGAGAACUUCACUGACUGCCACAAGACUGACAAACUCGACCUCUCACCCUGGAAAGAUGAUGAUGAGCCUGAGAGUAGCACAAAAGUCCAGCAGCAGAAACUCCUGAUGGUGCCAUGGAGCUGCUCUUGGGAAACUGCUGGCUGUACAUCAUGCUCAGCUGAGUGCUCUCAACUGAACCUUGGCACAUGAUUUCCCAGAGAGGAGCUCAAGACU